Messenger RNA from Lytechinus pictus (painted urchin), 1556 nucleotides. RefSeq names its product putative nuclease HARBI1. Lineage: Eukaryota; Metazoa; Echinodermata; Echinoidea; Temnopleuroida; Toxopneustidae. The transcript has 3 exons. The record is from RefSeq and is a predicted model, not a curated record. The coding region runs from base 494 to 1027 and encodes 177 amino acids.
UCUUGAUGGUUCCAAAUUCCAAAACAAAAUAUAUUAUAGAUAUUCUAGGUGUGGGCCAAACGUCAAAUAUUUACACGUCUAUGAUAGCAGGCCGAUAGCCUUAAGCUCGAGCUCUGACUGAGCUGAGCCAAGCGUGAUCGUCUCCGUGAUCCCGGCACCGCCGCUAGGGUUAGCGGAAGGGUACGUUCCCUAUUGACAGUCCCACCUGCUAGAAAAGAAGUUAGAAUAAAAUACAAGUUCGACAUGGGCUAGAUCUCAGUGAUAUUAAAAAGUAUUUAAAUCUUUAAUUCACAUUUUAUUUCCGAUACAGUUCAUCAAAUUCCCUACCGGGGCUGAGGCUGAUCGUGUGAAGAACGAUUUCUUCGUUAUAGCAGGUUUCCCGAGUGUUUUGGGAGCUGUUGAUUGCACGCACAUAGGCUUAAAUUCAGCAGUCCUCAUUGAGAAUGAAGCAAUCUAUGUCAAUCGAAAGUUUCGGCACUCGAUCAAUGUGCAGAUGGUUUGCGAUGCAAAAUGCGUCAUCACCAACGUCGUUGCAAGAUGGCAGGGAUCAGUCCAUGAUGCACGAAUCCUUAACAUGAGCCACCUUGGAGAGUUUCUGCAAAACAGAAGGGAAAGUGGUUACCUCUUGGGAGACAGUGGCUACCCCCUUAGACAAUGGAUUCAAACCCCAUUUGGUAAAGACAAAGAUGACACACCUGCAAAGAAAGCCUAUAACAGGGCACAUGCACGGACACGAUGUUUGAUUGAAAUGACGUUCGGACAGCUGAAAAACAAGUUCAGGUGCUUGAAGGGGCAUGGAAUGCAGAUGGAACCAAGGAGAGUCUGUGAUGUUGUUGUUGCAUGUGCAGUCUUGUACAACAUAGCUAAGUUAUUAAAUGAACCACCAGACGAAGAAGAAGAAGCGGAUCAACAGCCUGAAAAUGAAGAGGGAAGAAAUGAUGAAGUCAAUGUGGAAGAAAAUGAUGAUCAUGAGUACCAGGUUGGCCAGAUGGUACAAAUGGAUAUUGUUAAUGAUUUCUUUACAUAAUCUAAUUUAUAUAUAUUUUUUUAAGACCCAGACCUGACCCAAAAGUAAAAUUGACAAAUCAUAUACCAAUCAAAAGUUUAUAAACUACUGAAUACAGCAAUGUAAGCUUUGUCACCACUAAGCAGUUGAAUAUUUUGCUUUAGAAUAGCUCUAAUUAUUGUGCUUUUCAUCUGCCUCAAAAUUGUGAAGUAAUGUUGUGUUAAAAACGUUGUGAUUCCAUAGGUUUGUACACAUAAAUACUGAAAUAUUGUCAGUGCCUGUUUCAUCUCCAAAUGAAAAGAAAGUGAAUAUAUAAAUCUGGAAAUUUAAAAAAAUCAACCAUUAUUUCUGUGUAAAAACCUCUGUAAUCGUAACACUCCUGAUGUCACGUAAUUCAGACUGUUAAAAAAAUCAAUAAAGCCUUUUUAAGCAAUAUACUCAGCUGUCUAGCAGUGAAUAUCAGACUUACAACGUUGCACUAUGUAAUUCCCACUUGUAAAGUUCACUUCUAGCUUUAAUCUUGGUCUUUAAGUUAUGUUUUCAGGUACAU